Molecule: messenger RNA, 512 nt
Organism: Nicotiana attenuata
Lineage: Eukaryota; Viridiplantae; Streptophyta; Magnoliopsida; Solanales; Solanaceae
Exons: 4
Coding region: 144-509 (121 amino acids)
Source: RefSeq, a predicted model, not a curated record
AUGUAGGGUCUUAUAUUUCCUAUUUCCUUAUAGAUCUAAUUUUAGUUCUAGUAUUAUUAAAUCAAUUGUUUUUUUCUUUCUUUUUUUAUCUGAUGCACUGACACUGUACAGAUUGAUCUAGCAAUGUUUGGAGGUGAAAUCUUAUGCCAGGUAAAGAUUUGUCAUUAUCUCUUUUGUUCCAUCCUUGUGCUAAGCCAGAUGCAUUUCUAUGCUCUAUCAAUGAUGUCAAAGUCAGAAAUACCUUUGACCAAAGGGCACGUAACAUGAUUACUAGUGCAGAGGGAUCUUUGAGGCAUAAGAUAUCUGGACAAGGGCUUGCUUUUAUAGUCGGAGGCGGUUCUGUUGUGCAGAAAAAUCUUGAAGUGGGAGAGGUACUUGUUGUAGAUGUGGCAAGCAUAGUUGCAUUAUCAGGAACUGUCAAUUUUCAAGCCAAAUACAAUGGACAGAUGAGAAGGGCGGUAUUUGACUUGUCUGCUUCUUUUGGUUUCUGCCUUUUUUACUAUUCUUAAUAU